AUGAACAACGUAAACGACGCAAAUCUAAGACAACUAUCGCUACACAACUUUGUUUCAGAAAGUGUCAAUAAAAUUGUAUCAACUUUGGUACCUGAAGAGCAUACUCGAGCAAGUAAUCAAUUAAUCAAUUCGAUUGGUGCUAAAUCUUAUGGAACAAUUACUUUUACGGAUAAUAAAUCAAAUCGAGCAGAAUUUAUUCGUAUACCACCUGAAGCUCCCGUUUCGGAGGUUAAAAAAUACAUUAAUACAAAAUGGUGUCAUGAACGACCAUCACUUGUUAUUUCGGUUACAGGUGGUGCAAAAGAUUAUGAUAUGAAACCGAAAUUAUUGAGAGCAUUUCGACGUGGUCUUCUCAAAGUGGCAAGCACAACAGGUGCUUGGAUUAUUACUGGAGGUAUGAAUACGGGAAUCAUGAAACUUGUUGGUGAAAUUGUUGAAAUGAAUCCUAGUCGUUGUCGUCGAAUUCAUUUAUUUGGCAUUGCUACUUGGGGUUGUGUAGCCGGUCGUGAUAAACUUAAUGAUCGUGGAAAAACUGUAGAGUAUACUAAACCGACUAUUGAAGAAAAAAACACAGCUCCUCUUGAACCUAAUCAUACGAAAUUUAUUUUUAUUGAUGAUGGAAGUGAAGGACAAUUUGGUCGUGAAAUAACAUUUCGUGCUCGUCUUGAACGAGCUAUAUCAGGAGAUUUUUUUGGAGCACGAUCCAGGACAACUUCUACUGCAGACAUGUCAACUUCAACAACAACAACACCAUCUUUUCGUCCAGAACAAUCAGAUCCAGUACCUGUUGUCCUUCUUGUUGUUGAAGGUGGUCCAAAUACUGUUCGAACAGUGCAUGAAGCUGUUGUUGAAAAUAAUAUACCAGCUGUGUUUUUUGAAGGAACAGGUCGUUGUUGUGAUUUAUUUGCUAAAGCAGUCCAUCUCUAUGCAGAAUAUGAAAAAAACUUGGAAGGCGAAGAAGAAAUUUCAUCUUCGAAUGUAGCAGCUCUUUUAUCACGUCGUGACGGAUUAAAAAAUCAACUUCGUGAAGCACUUAAAGCAGAACUUUAUGCCAUUGGUGGUGUAAGUAAUCCACCAACUAUCAGUAGUGAUAAAAAAGCAUCAAAAAAUUCAACGACUACAAUGGAAACUAAAAACCAGGAUAUUGAUUCACCUGAUUAUUUUGCAUUAGUUUAUGAAUGUAUUACUACUCGACGAAAAUUUUUAAAUAUUGUUAGUCUUAAUUCACAAAGUCCAGUUGAGCCUGAUAUUGAUUUAGCUAUUUUAAGAGCUUUAUUGAGAGCUACGUCAGGUUCUGAUGCACAUAAAACAAAUUAUGAACGAAAACGUGAACAAUUUCAAUUAGCUUUGGAAUGGAAUCGUGUUGAUAUUGUAAAAAAUGAAAUUAUGCAACAUGAUCGAGAUUGGGCAAGUACAAAUUUAAAUGAUUUAUUUGAAUUAGCACUUAAUAGAAGUCAAACAGCAUUUGUGAAAUUAUUUCUUGAUCAUGAUUUUUCAUUAACUGAUUUAUUUCGAAAUAAUGACAAACUUUCAUUACUUUAUAAAAGUAGCAUGAGCAAAGAACAUUUUGAAAAGAUAUCAAAAUCUAAUAAUCCAUUACGAACAAUCUAUAAAAUAGUACUGCAACCAUUAAUAGGCGAUUUUUUUAAAGUUGAUGUUGCUUUACGAUCACAAGUAUCUCGUGCUCAUACUGGUGUAAAUCUCGAUAUUAAUCAUGAAGAAUAUGUAUGUUGUACGACAUCAUCGAGAAGCCAAAAUGAUACUGCUAGAACACUUAAUCAACUUACUGGAAGUUUACCUUUAGAAAGUGGUUCCACUAGUCUUUUGGACGUUGACAAAGAACUUUUUCUUUGGUCUGUGAUAACAGGCAAAUUUGAAUUUAAUUUACUAUUUUGGUCUCGUAGCAAAAAUAAAAUCUGUGCUGCAUUAAUUGCUACAUUAAUUUAUAGAAAACGUGCUGAAAAAGAAAAUGAUAUUAAUUUUGAGCAAAGAGCUAAUGACUUCGAAGCUUUAGCUGUUCAUAUUCUUAAUCGAUUUUAUAGAGCCGAUCCUCGUACAUGUAUAAAAGCCGUUAUACGACAAAUACCAGCCUAUGGUAAUGUUACAUGGUUAGAAUUAGCUGCAAAAGCUGAAGCUAAACAAUUUUUUGCUCAACGAGCAGUACAAGAUGUACUCAAUAAUAUUUGGUAUGGAUAUAUUGACCAACGAGAAAGUGAAAAGAAGAUUAUUUUUUCAACAUUUAUGCUUUGGUAUAGUGGUUUUCUUUAUUAUCAUGAUGAAUUAGUUAAAUUCAAUGAUGAAACAAGAUUUCUAGAUGAUUUACUAAGUAAAUCAAGUUUAUCACCACGAACUCACACAACAAAAGCACUGCGUGUUCAGGAAAAUACAAGAGAUAGUACUCAAACGAAAUUAAUUCAUGGUGUUACAGAUAUGGAUAAUAAUACUCCUGUUGAAUUCGUUGCUGUUGGCCAUUACGAAAACAUAAUAAGACCAAUGUGUCUAUAUUUUGACAAUAUUUUAAAAUUUAUGCGUUCUCCAUAUGUUAAAUAUCUAUAUAAUUUAUAUUUUCAUCUGAUCUUUUUAUUACUUUUUUCUUAUGUGGUAUUAUGUGGUGUUUUUCCUCUAUACGAAUUUGAAACGGAUGUAUGUAGACCAACAAUUGAUUCUGAAAAACAAGAAAAGGAUGAUGAUAAAAGUCCAUCAAUGAUAAAUACUGAAUCUAAAACUAACACAACAAUUCCAUAUGGAUUGCAAAAACGUAAUCAUCCAGCUAUUACAGAAUAUAUACUUCUUGUUUGGGUUACAACAUUACUUUGUGAAGAAAUGCGACAACUCUUUUCAUCGGAAGCACAAACGACUCGUAAUGCAAUAGUACAAUAUUUCGAAGUUUUUUGGAACCAAUUAGAUGUUCUAGCUAUAAUACUUUUUUAUGUUGGUUUUAUACUUCGAUGUUUGCCAUUAACGGAAUGUUUUUGUGCAGCACGUAUCGUUUGGUCAAUUGACAUAGCAAUAUGGUAUAUACGUUCAUUAGAUAUAUUUGCAGCUAUUAAAAGACUCGGUCCUAAACUUGUUAUGAUUGGUGAAAUGAUGAAUGAUUUGAAAUUUUAUAUGGUUUUGCUAAUUGUAUUUAUUUUGGGAUUUGGUGUAUCAUCUCAUAGUCUUAUUUAUGGUACAAAAGAAUUUAGUUGGCAUUUACCACGUGAACUUCUACAUUUGUCUUAUUGGCAAAUAUUUGGAGAACUAGAUAUAUUAUCUAAAUUUGAAAACAAUUAUCGUGCAACUGGUAAUGCUGUAUUUAUUUUACUUGUUACUUAUAUGGCUAUUGCUAGUAUACUUUUGGUUAAUCUACUUAUUGCAAUGUUCAGUAAUACCUUCGAUCGUCUUCAAAAUGAUACAGAUCGAAUAUGGAAAUUUCAACGAUAUUCAUUAAUAUGUGAAUAUUUAUCUCGACCAUCAAUACCACCUCCAUUUAUUUUUGUUGCUCAUCUUUGGCGAUUGAUAUUAACUACUUUAUCAUUAUGUUCCAAAUCAUCAUGGAUUAGAGAAAAACAUGAUCAACAUUUAAAACAAACAACAUAUGCAAUUAUGCUAGAAGAAAGAUUUGCUAGUAAUAUUGAAACAAUUGAAGAUGCAUUUGGUGAUGAAGUUUAUCAUAGUUGUAUUAAGAGUGCAGGAAAAUUCACUGAAGAACAUGAUCUUGAUGAAGAACGAGUACAAACACCACAAGAUUCAAUAAACAAGAAAAUACAAAUACUUGAGACUCGACAAGAUAAUGUAUUAGAAUAUCUUCGUUGUUUAAUGGAUGGUAUGAAAAUAAUGGGAGGUGCACGUAUCAAACUGCCUGAACUACGUCGUCUCGAUGCAGAGGAAUCAACUGAUGAAACAAUCGGUCCUAGUGAUCAGUCAAGACAAGGUCUUCGACGAGAUUCAAUAAUAGCGGAUACACAUCGCACAUCAAUCACUCCUGAUACUUCACAAGUCUCAUCGAUGAAUUUUUUUCGAUCUCUUAAAACUGUAUCAUUAUCGAUUGGUGAUAAUGCUGUAUAUGAUGUACAUGUUUGCAGGGAAACAAUAUUUAAUAAACUUGUACUGGAAGAUAAUUCUUAUAAUCAUUUAGAUGAAGGUAAAGAUGAUAUGCCAGCACAUGUAAAAUGUUCACUACUCGGUUCAUCAAUUAAUAUCCUUAUUGCAUUAAGACGUUUAGUUUUUCGUACUUAG
Molecule: messenger RNA, 4218 nt
Organism: Rotaria sp. Silwood1
Lineage: Eukaryota; Metazoa; Rotifera; Eurotatoria; Philodinida; Philodinidae
Source: the annotation of a GenBank genome assembly